AUUAGUAUCUUUUUUAAAGUUGAGUAGUUAAAUUAAACUAGGAAAAAGAAUGUGGAAUUGAAAUAUUAUAUAGUAGUCUUUCACUAAAAAAAUAAAAUUAAAACUGACUAAGCUGGUUUUGAUUUGUUAUUUUCUGAGGUUUGCUUCACAAGAAGGGAAGUCCAUUCUCUUAAGUCCACUCAAUUUCUUUAUAUAAGUAAUGGACACUUCAAAUAGCUACAAUUACAAAGUCCUACAAGCAUCUUAGCUCUUUCUUAGUACCUUUAAGUUCCAAGUAUUGCACAUUUGCACUAUAGUUAGAAGUUAUAGCAACACAAGAGAAAAGAAAAAAAAAACAAACAAAAAGAAAUGUCAGGCUUUUAUGAAGUUUGUGCUGAGGAACUUUUCCAUGUUCAUCCUGAUCCUGUUAUCUUGGAACUCAACAACUUGCAGAACCAACUCAAAGAGAAGGAUCGAGAAUUGGGAGCAGCGCGAAGUGAAAUUAAGGCUUUGAAAGCAACUGAAGUCCUCAAAGACAAAGCUCUUGGAGAGCUCAGAAGUGAAUUUCAAAAAUUGGAGGGAAGGCUGAAAAUCGGCGAAACACUUCUUGAACAAAAGAAUCUUGAUAUCAAACAACUCGCUAAUGAGAAGAAAGAAGCACUGGCUGCACAAUAUGCUGCCGAAACAGCUCUUAGAAGAGUAUAUGCUGAUCAGAAGGAUGAUGAUUUUCCUUAUCUCGAGUCCAUUAUUUCUCCCCUUGAGGCAGAGAUAAAGAUGUAUAAGAAUGAGAUUGCAGCAUUACAAGAGGAUAAAAGGGCUUUGGAUAGACACACUAAGUCAAAAGAGGCGGCGUUGCUUGAAGCAGAAAGGAUAUUAAAAAGUGCUUUAGAAAGGGCAUUAAUAGUAGAGGAGAUUCAAAAUCAGAACUUUGAGCUUAGAAGACAGAUCGAAAUCUUUCAGGAGGAAAACAAAAUACUUGAUAAGACAAACCGUCAAAAGAUUCUUGAGGUGGAAAAGCUAAGCCAAACCAUUAUAGAACUUGAGGAGGCAAUUCUUGCUGGAGGAGCAGCAGCUAAUACACUUCGUGACUACAAACGACGAAUUUCUGAAUUACAAGAGGAGAAGAGGACGUUGGAAAGGGAACUAGCAAGAGUUAAGGUUUCAGCAAACCGAGUUGCAACUGUCGUGGCAAACGAGUGGAAAGAUGAGAAUGACAAAGUCAUGCCUGUAAAACAGUGGCUAGAAGAAAGAAAGCUGUUGCAGGCAGAGAUGCAAAGACUGAGAGACAAAUUAACCAUAUCAGAGAGAACAGCCAAGGCAGAAGCACAACUCAAGGAUAAGCUAAAAUUGAGGCUCAAAACACUCGAACAAGGCUUGAAGCAAGCGUUCAACGUCUCUGUCAAACCUAAUGGAUCCCCAAAACCUCAAAAGACUAAACACUAUCUUGGAAAUAACUUGGUAAAGAAGAGUUUAUGGACUUCUCGAAAUAAGAAUGUUGAGAGUGCUGGAAAGGAAAAUGCAGAAAUGAAGGAGAAUUCUAUUGUGGAUAUAAACAGCAACGAAAUCACAGAGGCGCAUAAGAUCAAGAACCGAGGAGAUGAUCAGGAAGAAAAUAAGACUAAUGGAUGCAGCCAGAGUGAUAACGACGAUACGGUAUCUGGUUUUUUGUAUGACAGGCUACAGAAAGAGGUUAUCUGUUUAAGGAAGUUUUGUGAGACAAAAGAGUCAGCUUUGAAUACUAAAGAUGAAGAAAUUAAGAAGCUAAUGAAGAAGAUUGAGACGUUGUCGAAAGCUAUAGAAGUUGAAGCAAGAAAACGAAAAGUGAAGCAACAAGGAUCAUGAAAACAUCUUGAAGAUUCAUGUAGUGACAGAGAAACGUGGAGCUACUAUCUUGAUUCAUCAGUCAGAUUCUUGCAUUUCUUGUAUAUACAAAGAGUGGAAGUGAUUAAGGAAUAAAGAUCAAAUUCAUUUGUAAUGUGCAAUGUAAAGUGAAUGACUAAUUCUGUCACAACUGGAGUGUAAUUCUUUUUGUUUUAGUUACUUAUUUGUAUAGUUAUUCUCAGCUUUAGAUUCAGAUGAAUAAGAAUAA
Messenger RNA from Lycium ferocissimum, 2068 nucleotides. Its product is annotated as microtubule-associated protein 70-5-like. Gene Ontology annotation, biological process: cytoskeleton organization. The transcript has 11 exons. NCBI's taxonomy places the organism in Eukaryota, Viridiplantae, Streptophyta, Magnoliopsida, Solanales, Solanaceae. Gene Ontology annotation, molecular function: microtubule binding. The record is from RefSeq and is a predicted model, not a curated record. The coding region runs from base 349 to 1821 and encodes 490 amino acids.